Molecule: messenger RNA, 267 nt
Organism: Rotaria socialis
Lineage: Eukaryota; Metazoa; Rotifera; Eurotatoria; Philodinida; Philodinidae
Source: the annotation of a GenBank genome assembly
AUGCAAGAAUUAGUUCGUGUGGUAUUUUUUCUUCUUGUUGCACUACUCGUUUUAUUUCAACUUGUUCAAUGUCGUAGUGUUUUGCCAGAAACAACCGAUCGCCAUAAAAGAUCAUUGAGUAAUACUAAUUAUGCCAAAUUAUGCACAUUCGGAAAAAGUCGUUUAUGCAAUUAUUUACGAGCGAUGAAUACUGAAAAAUCCGAUCGAAUAGGAGAUGAUCAAGAACUGUGGCGACGCGGUGUCAGUCAAUUCUACAGUAAUUGGUAG